CUGUCCUGAUUCCUUUUCAGGCUUCUCACCGAUACCUUUCCACCCACUCACUCUUUUCAGGUAAAAACACAGCUGUGAAGGAUGUCAUAAAUUACACCCACUUGUUGUGAGAAAAAGCUGUCUAGCAGAUGAAAUUGAGACAGUAGGAAGGUUAUACACUAUAUCAAAGAAACCCAUCAUGAAUGAAAGACCAACAUGUUGUGGCUGUCAACCUAGCAGGUUGAGAAACGACUUCACUUUUAUACUCCAUGAUGAUAUGUCUGAAGCAUUUCAACAGAACAGUCUGCUAGUUAUGUUCUCCUUAUUUUCAAGGUAUCGGCCCACUGAUAGAAUAUUUCCAAAAGAUUUCACUUUAAACAAUCACCAGAUCUUUUUAACGCGCAAAAUCUGAAAUUUAAAAAUGGUGAAUUUUUAAGCAUAUGAAGUUAUUACCUUUUUUUUAUUACUACAGUUGAUUAUUGUUGGUCUAAUUUCUUUUUGACAAGUAAAAAGAAACUGACAUUGUUGAAGAAAAUGUGCAAAAAUGAAUGAACCAAGUUUGUUUAUCUCGAGCAACUUCUCUCCCCUCCACUUACUCCCCUUCUCCCACCGAGAACUAAUGGCUGAUGGUAAUUACAUUUAAUGAGAUCAUGGGGUCGUCUGCAGAGUGCACUUCUGCAAAUUGCUCUCAGCAUGGGGUCUGAAGUGGGAUAAGGUAGGGGGCGACGGGGCAGUGGAGGUCAGGGCCAGGAGUGUUUGCCCAGUGUUUUGGGGCCGGGACCCACAUUGGCUUUACCCGUCACUCAGUGAGCAGUGGAACAUGUCGUGCAUUUGUCUGCCUUUGUCUUCCUCAUUUGUUUGUCUGGCAGAGAUAACCACACAGAGGUGGUGCUCGGCUCUAUUGUGUGAAGCUGUUGUCAGCCCAUCACGUCCCCCCAUCCCCUCCCGGCUCCCAUCUCCCCUCUUUCCCUUUCUCCCUGCUCCGCGACUGGUCAUUUCGCCACUAUUUUCUGGCUGCAGGGGGUGAUCCGGGCAAUUUAGUUAAUCCAUUAACAACUAAUUGUCUCCUCAUACCCUGUUGCUUGGACAAACAGCCCGGUGGGGGAUAAAGUCCAGCCCUGGUGACCUAUAAAUGUCACACUGGAAGAGGAGGCAGCCACUGUCACUGCAUGGAUCUCUGCAGUACACACUUACUGGGACAUUUUGAUUUGGAUUUGGUGUGGAGCCAUAGCCAAGUGACUCAUCUUUGAUUUUGCCUUGAGUCACCCAGUCUUGAGUUAAUCAUUUUCAGUCUCUCUUGCUUUUAUAUUUAUUUUUAUUAUUAAUUGUUUUGGUGGAAAUGUUGGGGAAUCUGUGGAUGCUCUGCCUGUGUCUCUGCUUCUCCUGGACCCAAGCUCGUAUAUGGGCCUGGAUGCUUAACAUGCCUCACAGCCCCCCCAAAGAAGGAGCAAAGGCGCCUAGAGAAAGCGCUCUUGUAGCCAAAGCAAUCACGGCUGUGUGCGACCAUGACAGGGCCUGUGGACGGGGUUUCUCCUGUGAUCGACACUUUGGUCUUUGUGUUCCUCUGCGAGGGGAGGGCCACUACUGUCGCAGGGAUGCCCAGUGCGUCCGCGGACUCAGCUGCAUGUUUGGGAAGUGCCACCGCAGCAUCCCCAACGGGCAAGAGGGUGCCAGAUGUAAAGUUGACAGGGAUUGUGGGACAUCCAUGUGCUGCGCUCGACACCACGGUGAGCAGGUGUGCAAGAGACGUCUGAUCAGCGGGGAGAGCUGCUAUGUUCCCGAUGGUGGUCUGGCAUUCAGCAUUAACCAGAUUUGUCCAUGUGACGAGGGGCUACUGUGUCGAAAAGACGAUGCAUCACACCAGAGAGAGAGAGAUUUUAUUUACCAGCUAGAACGAACAAGUUGGACCUGCCAAGUGGCCAAAUCUUGAUGCCAGCCUCAACAUUAAAGCAAUUUAUUGUGUAAAUAUGUUGUAUAUGAUUGUAUAUAAAGAAAUGUAUGUAUUUUUCAAGUAUGCUGUACUGCUACAUGGUUCUUAUUAGAGUCUUACAGCAAGGAUGUUUUGUUUUUUUAUUUCAUUUUGUACAUUUUGACAAAAGCACUACUGUAUGUAGCUCAACAAUGCCUUACAGUAUCUUCCUCAUGCCUUUAAUGAUCUUUGAUUGAUCUAUAAAUGUUUAUUCCCCUUCAAUUUAAAGAAU
Messenger RNA from Sander lucioperca (pikeperch), 2180 nucleotides. Its product is annotated as dickkopf-related protein 3-like. The transcript has 4 exons. Gene Ontology annotation, biological process: multicellular organism development; negative regulation of canonical Wnt signaling pathway. Bases 1319 to 1909 code for a protein of 196 amino acids. Gene Ontology annotation, molecular function: receptor antagonist activity; co-receptor binding. NCBI's taxonomy places the organism in Eukaryota, Metazoa, Chordata, Actinopteri, Perciformes, Percidae. Gene Ontology annotation, cellular component: extracellular region. The record is from RefSeq and is a predicted model, not a curated record.